Molecule: messenger RNA, 789 nt
Organism: Talaromyces atroroseus
Lineage: Eukaryota; Fungi; Ascomycota; Eurotiomycetes; Eurotiales; Trichocomaceae
Product: Ribosomal RNA small subunit methyltransferase NEP1
Exons: 3
Coding region: 1-789 (262 amino acids)
Biological process (GO): rRNA base methylation
Cellular component (GO): small-subunit processome; nucleolus
Molecular function (GO): rRNA (pseudouridine) methyltransferase activity; rRNA binding
Source: RefSeq, a predicted model, not a curated record
AUGUCGAACGCAAGCAACAGCGGCGCAGAGGACGGCGGUAAGAGAAAGCGGCCUAGGACCCAGUCCUGCCCUCCCCCCGAGCUCCCCCAACUCGUCGCGGAACAACAUGUGCCUGUCGCUCCUGGCGAUCAGGACACCAAGCGCCUAAUUGUCGUGCUAUCCAACGCAAGUUUGGAGACAUAUCGAUCUUCGCAUGGUGGGCGCAAUGGUCGCGAGGAGAAAUACUCUCUCCUCAACAGUGAUGAGCAUAUUGGAGUAAUGCGCAAAAUGAACCGGGAUAUUAGCGAUGCUCGCCCCGAUAUCACUCAUCAGUGCCUGCUUACCCUGCUCGACUCGCCUAUCAACAAAGCCGGACGACUCCAGAUCUAUAUCCAUACAGCCAAAGGCGUGCUCAUUGAAGUCAGCCCCACCGUCCGAAUUCCUCGUACCUUUAAACGAUUUGCCGGCUUGAUGGUGCAACUACUCCAUCGACUUUCCAUCCGCUCUACCAACUCACAAGAAAAGUUGCUCAAGGUCAUUAAGAACCCUAUCACGGACCAUUUGCCGCCUAAUUGCCGCAAAGUCACUCUGAGUUUCGAAGCUCCUGUCGUGCGAGUCAAUGAAUACAUUGGUUCUCUUGGUCCCAAAGAAAGCAUUUGUGUCUUUGUUGGCGCCAUGGCCAAAGGCCGCGAUGAUUUCGCGGACGCAUUCAAAGAUGAUGCAAUCGCUAUUAGCAAUUACAGUCUCAGUGCCAGUGUGGCUUGCAGCAAAUUCUGCCACGCCGCUGAAGAUGUCUGGGAUAUUAUCUAG